AACAAUGACAUGAUUUUGUUACGUGAGAAAAAAUGACUCUAAACAUUACCAGCAUGGAUGGAGAAGAGUUACCUACAGAAAAAGAUUCAUCUUUUCGUGUUCUAACAGGUUGUUUUCUGUCUGUUUUAAUACUUUCAACUCUCCUAGGUAACACUCUGGUGUGUGCAGCUGUCAUCAAGUUUCGUCACUUGCGGUCAAAAGUCACAAACUUUUUUGUGAUCUCCUUGGCUGUGUCAGACCUCUUGGUAGCAGUCUUGGUAAUGCCUUGGAAAGCAGUGGCUGAGAUUGCUGGUUUUUGGCCAUUUGGUUCCUUUUGCAAUAUUUGGGUUGCCUUUGACAUAAUGUGUUCGACGGCUUCCAUCUUGAAUCUUUGUGUGAUCAGUGUUGACAGAUAUUGGGCGAUCUCCAGUCCAUUUAGAUAUGAAAGGAAAAUGACCCCUAAGGUGGCUUUCAUUAUGAUAAGUGUUGCUUGGACCUUAUCAGUCCUGAUAUCUUUCAUUCCUGUGCAACUUAAUUGGCAUAAAGCUAAAACUACAAGUUUUUUUGAUUUGAACAUUACUCUGCAAGGUAGUACGCUGGACAAUUGUGAUUCCAGCUUAAAUAGGACGUAUGCAAUUUCUUCAUCAUUGAUUAGCUUCUAUAUACCGGUGGCCAUUAUGAUUGUAACUUACACAAGAAUCUACAGAAUUGCAGCCAAACAAAUAAGACGCAUCUCGGCUUUGGAAAGAGCAGCUGUACACGCUAAGAACUGCCAAAGUAGUACAGGCAAUGGAAGCAGUAUUGAUUGCCAACAACCAGAAAGCUCAUUGAAGACCUCUUUUAAAAGAGAAACUAAAGUUUUAAAAACAUUGUCUGUGAUUAUGGGAGUAUUUGUUUGCUGCUGGUUACCAUUUUUUAUACUGAACUGCAUGGUACCAUUUUGUGAUCCUGGUGCACCUGCAAGAGGUGCUGAACCUUUCUGCAUUAGCUCUACCACCUUUGAUGUUUUUGUGUGGUUUGGUUGGGCAAAUUCCUCUUUAAAUCCCAUCAUCUACGCUUUUAACGCAGAUUUCCGCAAAGCAUUCUCAACCCUACUAGGAUGCUACAAACUGUGUCCUACAUCAAGCAAUGCUAUAGAAACAGUUAGCAUUAACAAUAACGGGGCUGUUAUCUACUCAUGCCAGCAGGAACCCAAGGGUUCAAUUCCAAAUGAGUGUAAUUUGGUUUACCUGAUUCCACAUGCUGUUAUCUGUCCUGAAGAAGAUACUACAAGUAAAGAAGAUGGAAAUGGUGUUUCAAAAAGUUUGGAAAAAAUGUCUCCUGCAUUCUCUGGGAUUUUGGAUUAUGAUGCUGAUGUCUCACUGGAAAAAAUUAACCCGAUUACACAAAAUGGUCAGAUACUAACAUGAAAUAAAAAUAAAGCUAUAUUAACCAUGUGACUUGAACUAUGACUAUUUGGACUAAUUUCUAGUAGUUAAAACGAAUGCAUUUCAAAUAGAUUUCUAAAAUCCAUUCCAAUGCAUUUUGUAAGUGUUAUUAUUUUUGUUGUUGUGAUGUUCUUGAGGAAACAACAUUUUAAAAUGAAAGCUGUAGGUGAUUUCAAAGAUUGUAUUGUUAUUAUGGAAAUAUGUUUCUAUUUGUUGUGGAACUGCUCAAUACAUAAUAGUUAUGUACUGAAAACAUGCAAUUGGAUAGGUUAAUCAAAGGGUGCUGCAUUUUGGUGAGUGAGCAGAAGGAGUAGUAGCAUUAUGGAUACUAGAAAAGGUAUUUAUUUGUGAAUUUACAGCUCGGCUUUAGUUUGUGCUCCUUCAGCUGCCCCAUAAUCAUACCUCCCAAUUUUCAGGUAUGACCACGCUG
Messenger RNA from Spea bombifrons (plains spadefoot toad), 1836 nucleotides. It is a transcript of the gene DRD1, whose product is annotated as dopamine receptor D1. Bases 33 to 1388 code for a protein of 451 amino acids. The record is from RefSeq and is a predicted model, not a curated record. NCBI's taxonomy places the organism in Eukaryota, Metazoa, Chordata, Amphibia, Anura, Pelobatidae. Gene Ontology annotation, biological process: G protein-coupled dopamine receptor signaling pathway; adenylate cyclase-activating adrenergic receptor signaling pathway; vasodilation. Gene Ontology annotation, molecular function: dopamine neurotransmitter receptor activity, coupled via Gs; G protein-coupled receptor activity. The transcript has a single exon. Gene Ontology annotation, cellular component: plasma membrane.